This is a messenger RNA of Vicia villosa (hairy vetch), 1113 nucleotides long. RefSeq lists its product as uncharacterized. NCBI's taxonomy places the organism in Eukaryota, Viridiplantae, Streptophyta, Magnoliopsida, Fabales, Fabaceae. Gene Ontology annotation, molecular function: catalytic activity. The transcript has a single exon. Bases 1 to 1113 code for a protein of 370 amino acids. The record is from RefSeq and is a predicted model, not a curated record.
AUGUUAGCUGCUUGGAACAUUAAGGGGCUGAACAAAGCUGAUAAGCUUAGGGAGAUUAGCUCCCAUCUCCUAAAGCUACAGCCUGAUAUUAUUGUUCUUAUUGAAACUAGAGUCAAGGAAAGUAAAGCUUCUAUGAUAAGGAAUAAGCUAGGAUUCAAAGGUAACUACAUUGACAACUAUUGCCAUCAUGGUAAUGGAAGAUUGUGGGUUGAGUGGAAUCCAAAUAAAGUCAGUGUGAGACAUGUAAGUAGCUCGAGCCAGUUUAUUCAUUGUAGUGUGUAUGCUAUUGAUGGUAGUUUUAAUUACUGGAUGACUGCCAUAUAUGCACAUAAUAAGCUGAUACAUAGAAAGAAACUUUGGAAGGAUUUGGAGGAUAUCGAUAAGAAUCAAACUGGACCCUGGUGUACUGUUGGUGAUUUCAAUAAUGUGAUGUCAAGCCAGGAUAGGAUUGGUGGGAACACAGUUACUGAAACAGAAUAUGAGGAUCUAAAUAUUAUGGUGGAGAAUACAGGGCUAGGAGAAAUGGAUAGCAAGGGUGAAUUUUACACCUGGACAAAUAAGCAAGCCAAUAACCCCAUCUACUCUCGUAUUGAUAGAUUGUUGGCUAAUGCUGAAUGGUUCCACACCUAUAAUCAAGCUACCCUCACGAUCCUUCCCCCUCAUGUCUCAGAUCAUGCAAUGUUGUAUCUGCAAAUGCCUACAGCUCCUGGUGGUAAGAAACAAUUUAGAUUUAACAAUUGUUGGGUUGAAGCUAUAAGCUAUCUUGAGUGUGUGGAAAGAAACUGGAACCAGCCUGCUAGAGGCCCUCCUAUGCAGAAACUAUGGUUCAAGUUUGAGAGACUGAAACCUGAUUUGUUGAAGCUGCAGAAACAAACAAAUGAUAUUCAGAAUAAAAAGACUAAGGCAAGGGAACUGUUGGACCAGGCUUAUGAAGAACUUAGGUGUCAUAAAAUGGAUCCUAACAUUAUUGCUUUGGUAAAGACCAAGACUGAAGAAUUGCUAUACUGGAAUGAGAUAGAGGAAAAAAUGCUACAACAAAGAACUAAAAUUGAUUGGAUCAGGUUAGGGGAUGGAAAUAAUGCUUAUUUCCAUGCUUGUGUAACACCCUUCUAA